Messenger RNA from Adineta steineri, 1815 nucleotides. The record is from the annotation of a GenBank genome assembly. Lineage: Eukaryota; Metazoa; Rotifera; Eurotatoria; Adinetida; Adinetidae.
AUGAAACUUCGAUCUGUUAUAUUAGCAUUAUGUUCAUAUACCUAUCACUAUUAUCGUCCUCGAUUAAUAUGUUGUUGCACUCUGAUUCCUUUUAUAGUAAUCUAUACAAUAUAUCAAAACAUUCCAACUGUCAUAUUUCCACAAAGUAAAAAUUCGUUUACAAGUUCUAUUUCGGAACAAGUCAAAAGUAAUUUAAAACUACAAAUUCAUCCAUCACUUUAUUCAUAUGGUCGUAUAAUUAUUUAUCAUCUCGGAUUAUAUCCCCAUGGCGGUCCUGGCGCUUUAAAUUAUCUUCAUUGUGCACUUGUUACUGCUGGUUUCAAUUCAUUCAUGCAUAUACCAAGUCCUUCAUCAAUUACUUCAAGUUGUUCCCGAUAUAUUAGUGCAAAUUUUAAUGUAUCAUCUAAAGAUAUUGUUAUAGUUCCUGAAAAUGCCUAUUUAGAGAAACUUCCUUUAUGGCGAUCAUCGGGUGCUCGUAUUGUUGUUUAUUUACUUGGCGUGAAUUCACCUCUUGUUGAACAACAUUCUACUAAUGUUAUAUGGGCACCAUCAAGUACUUAUACUCGUGAUCUUUAUUUAGCAACAGGAAAACAAGUUCUUUUUUCACCACUCGAACGUCAUAUGUAUGAUACUCAGAAAAAUAAUAUGAAAAACUUCAAUACUGUCGAUAAUAAAACUGAUAUUUACAAACAUCUAAAAUUAAAAGAAAAUCUUAUUAUUAUUGAUAAUGAUUCAAAUUUUCCUCAAAGUUUACUACAGACUCUUUUAUAUCUUUCAGUUCAACCGCGAGUUCAAUUCAAAGUUCUUGAAAAAAUACCAUUCCUUGAUGUACCAUCUUGGUUACAGCGAGCUAAGAUAGUUAUUGAUUUAGGUAUAGCUGGUGUUGAACGUAUUAAUAAUGAAGGAGCUUUAUUCGAUGCAAUUGUUCUCGUAGCUAAUUCAUUAAAUGGAAUGGAUCCAACUGAUUUUCCUAUUCCAGAUGAAUUUAAAUUAGAUACAAGAAAUGAAACACACAUGUAUGAAGUUAUUAAAAAUUGUUUAAUUAACUAUGAAAGUUUAUUACCAAAAUGGCAUGCAUUAAAACAAUUAACAUUAGAUUUACCUCGACGUUUUCUUCAUGAUGAUAUUCCUUCAUAUUUUUCUACUCGAUCAUUUAAAUUCUUUUUAACAACAUCAUCAUUUGAACAAGAAAGUGCUAUUAUUCCAUUUGCUUUACAUUGUGCUGUUCAUCAUCCAUUAGCUCGUAUUGAAGUUCAAGUACAAAAUUUAAAAUUAUUUCAUCAUAAUCAUGAUAUGUUAUUAAAAUUAUUGAAAUCAAUAACUAAUCUAUCUGCAGAUUGGCUUUUAUUAUCUGAAAAAAAUAUAACUAAUCAACCAACAAUUAUGAAUGAUAGUGAAUUCAUUAUUUCGAUUGAUCCAAGAAAUAUGAUAGUUGAUGAACAAUUACCUCAUAUACUUGUACAUCUUCUCGACAAAAAAAAAUCUCUUACUUUAAUGAAUUCUUGCUUUGGAACAAUAGCACAAGUAAUAGGUAGUGUAACAAUUUGGAGAUCUGAUUCAUUUAAUAAUACAGACUCAACAGAUGUCUUGAAAGAAGUUACCACAUACAAAACUAUUCUUCAAGAUCAAUUAAUUAAUGUAUAUGCCAAACGAAUGAAAGAUGAAUAUAAGAAAGAUAUUCAAUUAGUAUUAUCGCUUUAUAGAACACAACAACAUAAAUUAUUACAAUCGAUGUUACCUUUAGCAGUUCCACGUUUUAUUACAGUAAUGAAAGAACUUGAAAUGAUUUAUCCAAAGAAUAUUAUAUCAAACUAA